AUGAGUGAACUGGAGUUACCAAGUAAUCUUAGCGUCGAAUUCGGGGCCUACGUCCAUUUCGCAUAUUACAUCGGUAAAUAUCUAAUACAGCAGUGCCCCGAAGAAACGUGCAACGAAAAGAGGCUCGUAGAAUGGUACCUCGAUCAUUUCCGAGGCUUGCUAUCGCAGACAAACGCAAGCGCCAGUAAACUACAGAUGCUGUACAGCAAGUUAGUAAACAACCUCGUCCGUGACGAAUGCCUUACCGUCGCUGAGGAGACCCCCGAGGGGCGUAUGCUUCGGAAACAUCCUUCGUUCUUCGUUUGGGCGUGGCGUGCCCAAGCCAAGUCCCAUGAGUAUAACGUGCUAAACCUCUAA
Messenger RNA from Babesia sp. Xinjiang, 357 nucleotides. RefSeq lists its product as uncharacterized. Lineage: Eukaryota; Apicomplexa; Aconoidasida; Piroplasmida; Babesiidae. The record is from RefSeq and is a predicted model, not a curated record. The transcript is spliced from 4 exons. The coding region runs from base 1 to 357 and encodes 118 amino acids.